AUGGCUCCGGAGCUUACACAAAACACUGACGCUAAUUCGGCCAUGACGAUAUCGCCGCAUAUCCACGGCGGUGAUCGAGCUUACGUGACGUUUCUCGCCGGAAACGGUGAUUACGUGAAAGGAGUCGUUGGUUUAGCCAAAGGACUAAGAAAAGUCAAAUCGGCGUAUCCACUCGUUGUGGCGAUAUUACCUGACGUUCCGGAGGAGCACCGUCGUAUACUUGUGGAGCAAGGCUGCAUUGUCCGUGAAAUCGAACCCGUGUACCCACCCGAGAACCAGACUCAAUUCGCUAUGGCUUAUUACGUCAUCAAUUACUCCAAACUCCGUAUCUGGAAGUUUGUGGAGUACAGCAAAAUGAUAUAUUUAGAUGGAGACAUUCAAGUUUACGAAAACAUUGAUCACUUGUUUGAUCUCCCCGAUGGCUAUUUCUACGCGGUGAUGGACUGUUUCUGUGAGAAAACAUGGAGCCACACGCCGCAAUACAAGAUCGGAUAUUGCCAGCAAUGCCCGGAGAAAGUCCAGUGGCCGAGGUCUGAGCUUGGAGAGCCACCGUCUCUUUACUUCAACGCAGGAAUGUUCUUGUUCGAGCCUGACCUUGAAACUUACGAGGAUCUCUUAACAACCCUUAAAGUCACUCCCCCAACUCCUUUCGCCGAACAGGAUUUCCUAAACAUGUACUUCAAGAAAAUCUACAAGCCGAUUCCUUUGGUUUACAAUCUCGUCCUCGCGAUGUUAUGGCGUCACCCAGAAAAUGUAGAGCUUGAGAAUGUCAAGGUGGUUCACUAUUGUGCUGCGGGUUCGAAGCCAUGGAGAUACACAGGCAAGGAACCGAACAUGGAGAGGGAGGACAUAAAAAUGCUAGUGAAGAAAUGGUGGGACGUUUACAACGAUGAAUCUUUGGAUUACAAGAAAUGUGUAGCUGUUGUCGACAAAGAGGCAGAUUUGAUGAAUCUGAAGCCGUUUAUCACCGCUCUUGCUCAUACUGAAGCUGGCCGGGUUAAUUACGUAACCGCACCGUCCGCUGCUUGA
This is a messenger RNA of Microthlaspi erraticum, 1029 nucleotides long. Lineage: Eukaryota; Viridiplantae; Streptophyta; Magnoliopsida; Brassicales; Brassicaceae. The record is from the annotation of a GenBank genome assembly.